Synchytrium microbalum is the source of this 1191-nucleotide messenger RNA. Its product is annotated as pyruvate dehydrogenase (acetyl-transferring). Gene Ontology annotation, cellular component: intracellular membrane-bounded organelle. The record is from RefSeq and is a predicted model, not a curated record. Lineage: Eukaryota; Fungi; Chytridiomycota; Chytridiomycetes; Synchytriales; Synchytriaceae. Gene Ontology annotation, biological process: pyruvate decarboxylation to acetyl-CoA. The transcript has 3 exons. Gene Ontology annotation, molecular function: pyruvate dehydrogenase (acetyl-transferring) activity. The coding region runs from base 1 to 1191 and encodes 396 amino acids.
AUGGCUCUUCGACACGCGAUAUUCAAGAAUGUUGGUUCGCCGACGGUCUUGACUCGAAUCGCUGCUAUGAAUAGAACAAUGGCCACUGCAUCUGACCCGGCUGACCCUGUAUUUACAUUCAAUCUCCCUGAAGACUCAUAUCAGACACACAACUUUGAGACUCCUUCAUUGACAACUACUGCAUCAAAGUCGGAACUAUUGGCUCUAUACAAACAAAUGCUCUCAAUCAGACGAUUAGAAACUGCUUGUGAUCAAUUAUACAAGUCCAAAAUGAUUCGAGGCUUUUGUCACUUGUCUACUGGUCAAGAGGCUAUCGCUGUCGGUAUGGAGUCUUCCAUCACCAAAAAUGACUCGAUCAUUACUGCAUACAGAUGCCACGGAUUCGCAUAUUUACGAGGCUCAUCAGCUACAGCAAUCAUCGCUGAACUCAUGGGUAGACGUGACGGCUCGUCAAAAGGAAAAGGAGGCUCAAUGCAUUUGUUUGCCAAUGAAUUCUAUGGUGGUAACGGUAUUGUAGGUGCCCAAGUCCCUAUCGGUGCAGGUCUAGGAUUUGCCCACAAAUACCGAAACACAAAGACAGCUACUCUAGCCUUGUAUGGUGACGGUGCUGCAAACCAGGGUCAAGUCUUUGAAGCAUAUAAUAUGGCCAAACUAUGGGACUUGCCUGUCGUAUUCGUAUGUGAAAACAAUCAAUAUGGUAUGGGAACGUCUGCUCAUCGUGCCGCUGCCUCUACAAAGUAUUAUACCCGUGGUGAUUAUAUCCCUGGAUUACGAGUCAAUGGGAUGGAUGUAUUGGUUGUCCGUGAAGCAGUCCGUAAAGCUCGUGAAUGGUGUGUCACUGGUAACGGUCCAUUAGUCAUGGAAAUGGUGACUUAUCGAUAUGGUGGUCACUCCAUGUCAGAUCCAGGAACAACAUAUCGUACUCGUGAAGAAAUCCAGCAUAUGAGAUCUACUCGUGACUGUAUUACUGGAUUACGUACUCGUUUGUUAGAAGUAGGUGCUGCAAACGAGGAAGAAUUGAAAAAGUUUGACAAGGAAGCGAGGGCUGAAGUGGAUGACGCUGUAGCUGCGGCCAAAGCAUCUCCUGAACCUGAUGUCAAGGAUCUAUACACUGAAAUAUAUGCUCCUGGUUCUGAACCAGAAUAUGUCCGUGGUAUCACUCCUGAUGAAAUAUGGAGGCCGUCCGCAUAG